AAUUGCGAUGCUUUUCCGGUUUAACGUUGUUGUUCGCUCAAAAAGUAGCAUAUGUGUGCUGAAUAAAUGCGUGAGGCAUGAGUUUGAAACCUCCAGUGGGUGUGCAGCGGUUGCCUAGAGGUCCUGACCCGAACAGCCGCGGGUUCGACCGAAGCUCCCCCCGCUUUAUCGCUCUGUGUCCCACAUCCAUCCCAUCUUCGGCAUCAACAGGUCCCGGGAUAGAGGAGGAGCAGCGAGUGCGAUCAGAGCUGCGGGAGAGAUUUUUACGGACACUGUUAAUGAUGACAGACAAGCCAGUUCAGUUCAACAUGUACGAGAAAGUGCAGGUCCCAGCGAGGUUCGGGGCCUCGGAUAUUGACAUCUUGAACUUUCAGGUGUCGGAUUUAGAGACUCCUCUUGGUGUGCAGAAAGAAGCACUGUUGUGGUGUCAGGAUGUGAUCUCGUGCUCCUUUGAACUGUAAAAAAUGUCGGGAUUGGAUUUGUGGAUCCAGGUGCGUAUUGGUAUUGAGAUGGUCACAAGAGGGCGCUGGGUUCAUUGGUUUUCAUGUUAAUAAACGUUUGCAAUGUAGAAAACUACAUUUUUAUGCGUGUUAUUGUAUUAAAGUGUCCUCUUUUUAUUAUAAAGAUUGAGCUGAAUAUGAUCUGCACAAUUUUUAUGUAUAUAUGGAUUCAUGGCAACAGUGACUUCUUAUAAUGGAUAUUUCUUUAAAAUGGAAUAGGAUAGCUUUUUAUUGUCAUUAUAUGGCUGUACAACGAAAUUUAGGCUUUCACAUCAGAAGUGCGCAUAUACAUACAAACAAAUGUACAUUUGCUUACUGUAAACGGACAAUGUAAACAGCAAAUGGGAACAGAUGUGCAGUAGACUGUGCAAAUGUAACAGUUAUAAAAACAAAAGGUGCAGAAUAGCAAUAGUGUAAAUGUGGCCGUUAUGUACAGUAGUGAUUGAAAUAUGAAUAAAUAUAGA
Molecule: messenger RNA, 964 nt
Organism: Triplophysa rosa
Lineage: Eukaryota; Metazoa; Chordata; Actinopteri; Cypriniformes; Nemacheilidae
Gene: gemin7
Product: gem (nuclear organelle) associated protein 7
Exons: 2
Coding region: 78-461 (127 amino acids)
Biological process (GO): spliceosomal snRNP assembly
Cellular component (GO): SMN-Sm protein complex
Source: RefSeq, a predicted model, not a curated record